GGCGUCAGUGGGAGGAACAGUGCCCCAUCGUCGCGUCAGUGGGAGGAACAGUGCCCCAUCGUCGGCGUCAGUGGGAGGAACAGUGCCCCAUCGUCGGCGUCAGUGGGAGGAACAGUGCCCCAUCGUCGGCGUCAGUGGGAGGAACAGUGCCCCAUCGUCGGCGUCAGUGGGAGGAACAGCGCCCCAUCUCAGGUGUCAGUGGGAGGAACAGUGCCCCAUCAUUGGAACGUCACUGGGAGGAAUAGUGCCCCCAUCAUUGGCAUCAGUGGGAGGAAUAGUGCCCCAUCAUUGGCAUCAGUGGGAGGAAUAGUGCCCCGGUGUCAUUGGCCCCCAUCAGUGGGAGGAAUAGUGCCCCAUCAUUGGCAUCAGUGGGAGGAACAG
Messenger RNA from Staurois parvus, 381 nucleotides. Lineage: Eukaryota; Metazoa; Chordata; Amphibia; Anura; Ranidae. The record is from the annotation of a GenBank genome assembly.